AUGGACCGUCUCCGCCAACACCUCCGUCGUCGCCGCAGCAGUUCCGCCGGCACUAACCCUACCACCAGCAACUAUGGUACACCACUACAAUCUCCCCCAUCAGCCAACGACAAACACAGUCGUCGUCGCGAAGCAGAAGCCUCUCCCCCACGCAGACUGUACCUGACCUCCGAUACUCCCGACUUCGACGCGGGGAUCCUAUCGCGCUUCCGCGCCGAGGGCUUCGACGUCGAGUAUCUCCCCUUCCGGGGAUGUCAAAAUGCAGUAGAUGGCUGUGGAGAUGUAGAUAAAGAGCGCAAGGAAUUGGAGAAUCUGUUACAUGAGAGGGAAGAUGAUCUCGAGCCGGGGGAAAGAUAUGCUGUCGUUGCAUACAACAAACCCGCCCACCUCCUCCUCGAAUCCCACCAUCAACCACUAACAGCCACAAACCCCUUCCCCAGACUCUGUGCCCUAGUGGCAUACUACCCCGAAGGACCUCUCACCAGCACCAGCACCACCAACAACAGCAACUUCCUCACCAGUACAUCCCCAGAUACCUUUCGCGGAGCAACAGGAAGUACAGGAAGUACAUCCUCAACAACAACACCAACAACCUAUCCCCCCUCCGUCCCUCUCCUCUGUAUCCAAAUCCACCUCGCCGGUACUUCCACCACCACCUCCUCAAUCGCAGACACCCUCCUCAACAGCACCAAAAACCAUCCUCGGAAACGCCACCGCUGCCACGUCUUCACCUACCCCGAAUCAUCACCUAGAUUCGCUGAGCCUUCUUCGUCGAACUAUGACAGGCUCUCCGCACGCCUAGCGUGGUCUCGCGCCCUCGAGACCCUAAAGCGGGGGUUCGGAUGGCCCGCGACGAAAUGGCGCGUGCCUGAUGUCGAGAACGUGUGGGAGGAGUAUUGGCGGUGUUUAUCGUCUUCGUCUUCAUCUUCCACUUCUGCGGAAGGGGGUAGUGAACGAGACGAAGAAGACGAGCGCAGUCACCGCGCAGCAGAACUGGUAGGGUUAAUGGUGGGCAGUGGAAUGGGGGUGCAGAUGGAGAGUGUGCAUAGUAGUGGGAGUUCUUCCUCACAUUUAUAUACUGGUGCCGGGAAGGGCACAGAGACAGAGACAUGCACGAUUGAAGAGUCGCCCGUCGUGGUGUGUGUGCCUACUUGUGCUGGUGGAACAACCCCCUCCACCAUAACGAAAUUCUACACCAACAGCCACUUCCUCUCUCCCACUCCCUCCCCCUCUAAUCAAUCCAUCCGUCUGCUCUCCCGCACUACAGGGCCUGAUCGCAUCGUCGAUGAACUUCUCCUAACCUUCACGCACGAUCGUGCUAUCCCCUGGUUACUGCCGAAUCUGCCCCCGACGGGGAAGGACGUCAAAGUGGCGUUGGUGCUGGUGGCCAGUUUCACGGCGGGAAAGGUCGCCCGCGUGCAUGCUUAUUGGGAUCAGGCCAGUGUGUUGGUGCAGGUGGGGGUAUUGAGUCGGGAUGGGUUGCCUGUUGUUGGGGCGGAGGGGGUGGAUAUGGUUGUUUCUUAG
This is a messenger RNA of Aspergillus tubingensis, 1524 nucleotides long. RefSeq names its product dienelactone hydrolase. The transcript is spliced from 3 exons. The record is from RefSeq and is a predicted model, not a curated record. NCBI's taxonomy places the organism in Eukaryota, Fungi, Ascomycota, Eurotiomycetes, Eurotiales, Aspergillaceae. Bases 1 to 1524 code for a protein of 507 amino acids. Gene Ontology annotation, biological process: polyketide metabolic process.